Molecule: messenger RNA, 1827 nt
Organism: Menidia menidia (Atlantic silverside)
Lineage: Eukaryota; Metazoa; Chordata; Actinopteri; Atheriniformes; Atherinopsidae
Source: the annotation of a GenBank genome assembly
AUGGCUUCGAAGGGAAAGAAUGCGCAAGCUGUGAUGGUGGAGGUCCCAAACAAAUACCCACACAAGACUAAAGUGGAGGAGGAGCGGGGACACUGGGGGACCAAAGCAGAGUUCAUCCUCACUGUGAUGGGAGCCAUCAUCGGACCUGGGAAUGUGUGGAGGUUCCCAUACCUGUGCUACAAAAACGGCGGAGGUGUCUUCUUCAUCCCAUACAUUCUCUUCAUAUUCACAUGCGGAAUACCCCUGUUCUUCCUCGAGACAGCAUUAGGGCAGUACACCAGCCAGGGGGGGAUCACUUGCUGGAGAGGGAUUUGUCCGCUCUUUCAAGGCAUGGGCUACGCCAGCCACCUGAUCAUCGCAGUCAGCGGCACCUCUUACAUCAUAAUCUUCACGUGGGCGUUCUUUUACCUGUUUUCAUCCUUCGGUUCGGAAUUGCCUUGGGCCUCCUGUGGCAACUACUGGAACACAGAAUCAUGCUUCGACAGCCAUAAGAAUAUGAGCAUAGAGUCUAGAAUGAACACCACCCUUCCAGUUGUGGAGUUCUGGCAACGGCGGGUCUUAAAUAUCUCUAGUGGUAUUGACCAUGUUGGCAGUUUGAGGUGGGAACUGGUCCUGUGUCUCAUCCUGAGCUGGGUCAUCUGCUACUUUUGCAUCUGGAAGGGAAUCAAAUCAACGGGAAAGGCAGCCUACUUCACAGCCACCUUCCCUUAUGUCAUGCUCUUCGUUCUGCUCAUACGGGGCGUUACCCUACCGGGAGCAAUCGACGGAAUCAUUUACUACCUCUACCCUGAUAUCUCUCGCCUCUCAGAUCCCCAGGUGUGGAUGGAUGCUGGCACUCAGAUCUUCUUCUCUUAUGCCAUUGGCCUGAGUUACCUCACCACCCUUGGGAGUUACAACCCCUAUAAUAACAACUGUUACAGAGACUGUUUCUACCUGUGUUUGCUGAACAGCGCCACCAGCAUUGUGGCAGGCUUCGCCAUUUUCUCAGUUCUGGGUUUCAUGACGUACGAGCAAGGCGUGGACAUUUCUGAAGUGGCGGAGUCAGGCCCAGGGUUGGCAUUCAUUGUGUACCCACGUGCUGUAGCUUUGAUGCCCAUGCCACAGGUGUGGUCAGUGUGUUUCUUUCUCAUGAUCAUUCUACUUGGACUGGACAGCCAGUUUGUUGGGAUGGAAUGCAUGAUGUCAUCACUGGUCGAUCAUUUCCCCACUUACCUGCGUCAAGGCUACAGACGUGAGCUUAGCCUGCUGGUCAUCUGCUGUUGCUGCCUCUUGCUAGGACUCCCCUUGGUGACUGAGGGGGGCAUUUACCUACUCCAGCUGGUUGACCACCAUGUCUGUAGUGGCACCACCCUGCUCCUCCUCUCCUUCUGCGAGUCCGUCAGCAUCGGGUGGGUUUACGGUGCUGAUCGUUUUUCUGACAACGUCGAAGACAUGAUUGGUUACAGACCAAAUCGGUUCAUGAAGUACUGCUGGUGCUAUAUAACUCCCUUCAUCUGUUUUGGAACUUUCGUCUUUUCUAUUGUCAAAUAUUCUCCACUGAGGUUCAGUAACAGCUACGUAUAUCCACUGUGGGCCAACAUCCUCGGCUGGUUCAUCGCCACAGUCUCCCUGUCCCUCAUCCCGCUGUUUGUGUUGAUCAAAAUGAUCCGAGGAAAAGGUACCAUUGCGGAGCGCUUCCUAUUUCUCUGCCAGCCUGUAGAAAACAUUGAUCAAAAGCGUCCCUCUCCCGCUCAGGGAAGCAAUGUCACAACUUCCUUCUCGGAUCGGGACCGUCUGGCCCACACUGGUGAACUCCAUCAGUUACCCAACUACGCAGCUCAGAACUGA